UUCCUCAUUAAGCCUAUUGAAACCAACUGAUUCUAGACACAGAGGGUCUGUCUCACUUGCUCUUGUCUUUUAGGCCAAUAUAUAUUUCAGUUUACUUGCCCAGGUGUCAAAGACUAUUUUCAAAACAUCGUUCAUUACAUUCGUCCCUUUCCUUCAAACCCCCCCCAAAACCCUCACCCUCAAAAUCUCAUUGCUCAAACGCACACUUUCUCUUCUCCUCUCCUAUUUUUUUGUUGAGCCACAUAUAAUCAAGAUUGGUUCAUUAGAACGUUUUUGCAUGCCUGCACUCAAUGUCCUCUUACAACCCUACGAGCUAUAUUAAUAAUACACCAGCUGACAGUACUGAACACUGGCAUCAAAAGCUGUCUCCUUCACACUCUCAUUACUCAUAUCCCCAUCCAACUCAGCAACAGCCUCAGCAACAUUUGCACCAUCACCCCAACUCACAACGAAGUAUGUUGGAGAUAUCGCAUAGUAAAAAGCUAGUGGCCAGGAUUGAAGGGGAGGAAGAGGAUUUGGAAGUUAUUGGAAGUGGCAUUGCUGGGUCUUAUGAGCCCCUCCCGUCGAAAGCAAGGCUUCCUACAAAGCUUCCUAAGCUCAGAUAUGACUACCCUCAGGCCUCUGUCCAAAACUUCAGUCCGGGAACCAGCCUGAUAUUCAACGCCUAUCGUGGGCACUCUGCACUCUUGACGCACCCUAAUAUGUCGAGUCCAGAGGAUAUUGACAAUUAUGCACAUGGGAGGAUGAUUCAACAUGGAGCCCGAAACUAUCUUUCGCAGGGUGCUCACUUGGAACACCCUCGACAGCGGGUGACUUAUCCUUCCCAUGAAUCAGAUAGUCAUCCAUCCUAUCCUCAUUCUGGGCCAGAUGAACAGUCUUCACCUUACCGCCCGCCUCAUGAGAGCCAACCACAUUCUUAUGCAGUCAAUGGCGUCUCUAGAGCCUCAAGAGACUAUCGAGACUAUCGCGCCUCCAGAGAUCCACGUGAAAACUGUGAUCCACGAGACUAUGAGCGAUCGCCUGGGAUGUCUUCAGCUGUGUCAAUGCCAACGAUGGAUCAAAGCCGCGAUGACCGAGGAAGACCUUCAGAUUAUCACGAUCAUCCUCAUCCGCCACGCGACCAUUAUCCACCACAAGCACCACAACAGGUGCCACCACCACCACCACCACCACCACCACCACCAACUCAACACUUUCCACCGGAUGAAGCACAUACUAUACCGCCAACGCACCGUUCAAUGUCUGGACCAUCACAUUGGAAGCGACCAGAUAGUGAUCAUCAUGGUCCUCGUCAACCCUAUGAGAACAAUAGCCCUCAUCCUCCUCCUGGACCUUCAAUACCACAGUCAAGUUCCGCCAGAGAACCAUGGGAUCCCUCUACGGAGUCUAGAUUACCUCGUUCAACUGCUGCAAUAGACAUUCCACAACCGCGGAAUCGCAGCUCCACUAAUUAUCCAAACACAUUCGAUUCACACGAUUCUAUGGAUUCGAACAUGCGUGAUCAUUCGCGUCAACAUCGUAUGCCCGCAGGACAUCAAGGAGGCCCCGAUAUCCCAGCUGAAGGGCCUGGCUUUCGUGGACCUUAUAGUCAACGUUCGACGGGACCACGUUAUGCAUUAUCGCGGAUUAAUUAUCGGAUGAUAUUUGAAUAUGCAAGUGAAAUUCGGGAGUGUUUGAUUAAAGGAAAAGCUGGAUCAACAGAUCGACUUCUUUACAAUGCUGAAAUUUUAAGCAAGGUUUUCAUGGGAUGUCGUGUGGACAUUGACCCGAAUGCACCAACCGAGGAUGAGGCGACCGUUAGUCCACACCAAUUACGUUGUACCUCAUGUAAUAGCGUCAAGACGCCAGAGUGGCGCAAAGGACCUUUGGGACCUAGAACGCUCUGCAACGCAUGUGGCCUCAUUUGGGGCAAGAUGUCAAGAAGCAAAGCAGCGCUGGCAAAAAACAAACUGGAGGCGGCUUCUAAAGCGGAUUCAUCUAUCACUGAUGCUGCUAUUGGAGAUACUCAAAUGACAGAUGCUACAGCGGGUUCCGAUAUCGGCAGUCUAGGAUCCUCAACAAUAGUAGAAUCAUCUGCACCAAAUGAGGGGACUCGCAAGCGAGGUCGUGAUUUGGCUUCGUCUCAGGAUGAAGAUGAAGAAGAGUCGCUCGCAAGAGACGAGGAUAGAAAGGUGAUUGAAGAAUCAACGCAGGAGGUGCAACAAAUGCAUCAGAAAUUAUCCGCACAAGAGCCACUUCAUGAUCCUCCACCGACGAAUCAUAAUGUGGACACUGCAUCAUAUGGUCCCUGUGAACAGGAAAUGCGAUCUGCUGCAGAGAAGGAGAAUCAAGAAAAGGAUAUACCUGCUGGUGGGCGCAAGCUAGCUCUUUCAUACUUGCUAGCAUAAAAUAUGCUUUAAUAUUAUAAUCUCGCCCUUAUUCAUG
Molecule: messenger RNA, 2424 nt
Organism: Lobosporangium transversale
Lineage: Eukaryota; Fungi; Mortierellomycota; Mortierellomycetes; Mortierellales; Mortierellaceae
Exons: 6
Coding region: 291-2387 (698 amino acids)
Biological process (GO): regulation of DNA-templated transcription
Molecular function (GO): zinc ion binding; sequence-specific DNA binding
Source: RefSeq, a predicted model, not a curated record